AUGUCUUACAACUUUGGUAGAGCUAAAUUUACGGAUUUCCUUAGGUUUGGAAGUAGAUUAAAGGGUCAUAUCUUUCAUAGUUAUCCUUUUGAAGCUGGGAAAAUUAGAAAUAAGACAAUUGUGUUAAGCUCAUCUAAUAUCACUAAUAGUGUUCUUUUAACAACAUUUGCGUUGUCUCCGCUAAUUUGGUAUAAUACCAUAAAUAAUGAUGCUCUUAAUUCACCUGGGUUGGAAGAUUCCAUCAAUGUAUAUUAUUCCAUUACACCAUUUCCACUUAAAUACGGUCCACCGGAUAGACCUUUAAAAGCUACAUAUACAAUUCUGGGCUAUGGUAUAAGGUCGGUGACCUUCCUAAAGUUCAAGGUAUAUGCGUUAGGUAUAUACGCAUGUACCGAAGACAUAAAUCUCAUCCAAAAGGUAUUUAAUUCAGACUUCCUCUCUGAGGUUACGGGAAUUGAAAAGACUGCUUCGCUGAAAGAAAUGGCAAAGAAAGCGUUAUCCGAUCCAGCGCAGUCUAGGGUUCUGAUAAAUAAAGUUUUAAGCAAUGGGAUGAGAUUGGUUGCCAAAAUCAAACCAAUCAGGGAUACAGACUUGAACCAUUUGAAGGAUGGAUUGGUUAAGUCGAUUUCGAACCACCCUGACAGCAAAGAUUUUCGAGCAGAACUAAAAAGAGGAUUGCAUCAGCUGAAGACAACUCUGAGGAAAAAACGAGGGAAAGUUCCUAAGGAUGAUGAAUUUAUUAUUGAGCUACAGGCAAAUGGUAACUUGAACUUCUAUCAUUAUAUAAGAAAGAAUGGUGUAACGGUUGAAAUUGGUACUGUCACAGAACCGAUAAUAGGCAGACUGUUGUUUGGACAAUACUUAAGUGGUCCCCGGCCUUUAAGUGAAGAUACUAGGGAGUCUGUGGCUAAUAAAAUUGUUAAUAUGCUCUAA
This is a messenger RNA of Eremothecium cymbalariae DBVPG#7215, 933 nucleotides long. RefSeq names its product chalcone isomerase domain-containing protein. Bases 1 to 933 code for a protein of 310 amino acids. The record is from RefSeq and is a predicted model, not a curated record. The transcript has a single exon. Gene Ontology annotation, molecular function: intramolecular lyase activity. NCBI's taxonomy places the organism in Eukaryota, Fungi, Ascomycota, Saccharomycetes, Saccharomycetales, Saccharomycetaceae.